Rotaria sp. Silwood2 is the source of this 267-nucleotide messenger RNA. The record is from the annotation of a GenBank genome assembly. Lineage: Eukaryota; Metazoa; Rotifera; Eurotatoria; Philodinida; Philodinidae.
AUGUUUCGGCUCAGGAACGAUCCUAUCUAUUUAAGUGUGACUGAUGAAUCACGACAACAACUGCGGCUACCAGUAAAAAUUUCUAUUGUUGAUUUAUUAAGAAAACAACUUGCUUUAUUUAUAGCACCUGUCUACUUACCCAGUCAAUGGUCUAACUACACACUCGACACAGAUGCAACUCGUCUUUCAACAUAUGCUGCCAGUACAUCGGCUUGUGAUGUUAGUGUUUAUUCUACGCCAGCAAAAUAUUGUUCAAAAAUGGCAUGA